GCAAACUCGCGCCAUCGCAGUCGAAGAAGAGCAAGAAGAAGAACAUUCGGAAGCACCGUUUCCGACACCAGUGAGAGAAGAGUCUUUUCAACUGUGUAACCGCGCUGCUGUCCUUUAGAGAGCCAACAACAAGGAGCAUGUGCUGGGGCAGCACAAAGACCACGCUGCUUCUAGUAUCCCUCGUGUGCAUCUGCAUGAACGGGUUCAACCUUACAUCAAGGUUUCUGAAGCUCCAGGAUAAGCUGCGCGAGCAUGAAAUAGCCGCAUACAUACCGGACGUCACCGACAUUUCAAGCUGGGUAAACGGCCGCAAAACUUCCGACGAGAUCACCAUGGGGUUGGCAAGUGUCAGCCUAAUCUUCGACGCCGUCCUACUGACUGGCGCAGCAAGGGAGAACGGCUUGACGAUCCAAAUUGCAGGCCUUUGGGGUUCCAUCGACUGUGUCAUCGACGGUGUGAUUGGUUUCCUCUCGGCGAACUACACCUUGCCUGUCUUCAGGACCGAAGAAAGAACCGUGAAGUCUGCAGUCAAGAGCGUUAGAAGACAACACCGAGCGCUGGGCUGGUCGAUGCACCAGAUUUUAAAGACUGAGAAGAAGGAAACUAGAGUUGAACUUCGGGAACCACCUCCUACAACAGUUAAACAACUGCUCCACUUUGCUUGGGUUAUCCUCAGGCUCAUAAUCAAGAGCCAGAUUCUGUGCAGCCUGUUUGGAUACGUUCAACACCUAAGCAGGCGGGACGAAAUUGUGAUUGUGGGCGAAUGAUGCCCGCUCGGGGAAGCUUCAUCAGCAGGGCCAGCACGAGUCCGUAUUAAUCAACUCGCUGUGAAACAUUUUCCCAAAGAAGCACAAGAAGGUGUUGCAGCGAAGAAGAUAUACUCAUGCGUAUUACCUUGAUUCACCGAGGCCCUUACUCGUUUUUGUCACGGUUUCCGCGUUUGUAUAAGGGAAUUAAGGCUCUAUUUAUGUAUGUCUCAAUUAAACUGAGGGCCUAACUCCCGUAACAAACA
Molecule: messenger RNA, 1012 nt
Organism: Dermacentor albipictus
Lineage: Eukaryota; Metazoa; Arthropoda; Arachnida; Ixodida; Ixodidae
Source: RefSeq, a predicted model, not a curated record